Molecule: messenger RNA, 11541 nt
Organism: Caretta caretta (loggerhead turtle)
Lineage: Eukaryota; Metazoa; Chordata; Testudines; Cheloniidae
Gene: SLC24A2
Product: solute carrier family 24 member 2
Biological process (GO): calcium ion transmembrane transport; long-term synaptic potentiation; long-term synaptic depression
Cellular component (GO): plasma membrane
Molecular function (GO): calcium channel activity; calcium, potassium:sodium antiporter activity
Source: RefSeq, a predicted model, not a curated record
UCGGUGGGUCCCUGUGACUUUGUGUCAUAACCUUCAGCUGGCACAUGCAGCUAGGCACAUGUUCACCUGCUUGCAGCUACAGACUGAUGUGGGAGGGGAGCCUCCCGCUCCUUGACUUACGGUGUCCUCUGUGCCAGAGCGAGGGAGGCAGAGCGGAUAGGCAGAGGGGAGGGAGGGAGUGGCCGAGGCAGAGGAGAGCGGAGCAGGGUGGAGAAAGGGCCGGCAGUGGAUGCUGUGCAGCUGGCACCGGUCAGUCUCACCCGGAGCUCAGCCUCUCACUUCGGCGGGUAAGAGGCGGCGGCCGGCUGACAGCAGCAUCCUGCACCAACUAGUCCCUUGUUCGCACAUCACUUCCAGGAGGAGGGGAAGGCGGAGGGCAGGGGACCGGUCCCGGCUUGUAGCACCGGCGGCGCCGUGCGGGCUGCACUCAUGCAAACCACCUUCUGCCCCGGCCCGGCGGGGGAGAGCGCUGCACCCCGCAUGAAUGACGAAUAUACUCCAUCUGAAGCAUAAAAGUACUUGAUUCUGGAAAAGCACGUGAAAACACCUUUAGCGUUAAAAUCAGGAAGAAGUAUGAAAGAACAGUCUGUCUGAUACUGAAUUUCUGGGCCACAACAUCUUGCAGAGAACAAAAAUGGCUCUUUCUAAAAACACUGUUGCAAGUAUCCUCGAAGACUGGUGUUUGGAGGAACCACUGUUUAGGUGUAGAAGGCAACAGAAUGUCAGGAAAAAACUGAGACUGAUACGAAUAAUAGGUUUUUUCAUGAGUAUAAUGGCCAUUAGCACUUUCUCUCUUUCAAUUAGUGCCUUUUUCAAGAUGGAGCCACAUAGCACAGAGAUGACCAGCAGUCUAGGUAGCCAAAAGUCAAUGCAUGGGCAUCAAAGAACUCUGCUGGAUGUCAAGGAACAGAAUCAAAAUGGCACUCCAGAUCCACCUAUUUCUAUGAAAUAUGAAACUGAACACAAUCAUGCAAAAGGAGAACACUCCAAGGGAGAGUACCCAGAAGACCUUUUUUCUCUUGCGGAAAGAAGAAGGGGGGCAGUAAUCCUCCAUAUCCUGGGAAUGAUUUACAUGUUCAUAGCCUUAGCCAUAGUCUGUGAUGAAUUCUUUGUUCCUUCACUGACUGCCAUCACUGAGAAGCUAGCCAUAUCUGAUGAUGUGGCUGGGGCAACAUUCAUGGCUGCGGGUGGCUCAGCUCCAGAACUCUUCACAUCUUUGAUAGGAGUCUUUAUAUCUCACAGCAAUGUUGGCAUUGGAACAAUAGUAGGAUCUGCAGUAUUCAAUAUCCUGUUUGUUAUUGGAAUGUGUGCUUUAUUUUCUAGAGAGAUCUUGAACCUUACCUGGUGGCCACUCUUUAGGGAUGUGUCCUUUUAUAUCAUGGACUUGAUCUUGCUAAUAAUCUUUUUUUUGGAUAAUUUAAUCAUGUGGUGGGAGAGCUUAACACUACUGACAGCUUAUUUUUGUUAUGUGACUUUCAUGAAAUUCAACGUUCAAGUAGAAGAAUAUGUGAAAAAAAUUUUAAACAGGAACAAAGUUGAGAAGGUAACAACAGCAGAUUCUGAACAGAAGCAGCCACCUAAUGCUGGGGACAAGGAUGACCAAACACUGACGACCAAGCCACGGCUCCAGCGAGGCGGGAGCUCUGCAUCUCUCCACAACAGUCUAAUGAGAAACAGCAUUUUUCAGCUGAUGAUUCACACGCUUGACCCACUUGCCGAAGAGCUUGGAUCAUAUGGAAAGCUAAAAUAUUAUGACACAAUGACUGAAGAAGGAAAGUUCAAAGAGAAGGCCUCAAUUCUCCAUAAGAUUGCCAAAAAGAAGUGCCAGGUGGAAGACAGUGAAAGACGGAACGGGGCUGCUAAUCAUGCUGAAAAAAUUGAACUCCCAAAUACUGCAAAAGUGGAAGUUGAAGUAACACCACCAAAUGAUGGUUCAGGACCAGUGCAAAAUGGAAACAUUGUCCAUGGAAUUGAAGAGAAUUCAGAAGAUGAUGAUGAAGAGCAGCCUCUCAGCCUGGCCUGGCCUGACACCUUACGCAAACAGCUCAUCUAUCUUGCUGUUUUCCCCAUUGUUUUUCCAUUGUGGAUUACCCUGCCAGAUGUCAGAAAGCCUUCCUCCAGGAAAUUUUUUCCUGUCACAUUCUUUGGAGCAAUCACUUGGAUAGCAGUUUUUUCUUAUUUAAUGGUCUGGUGGGCACAUCAGGUUGGUGAGACCAUUGGCAUUAGUGAAGAAAUCAUGGGAUUGACUAUGUUAGCUGCAGGCACCUCUAUCCCUGACCUAAUUACCAGUGUUAUUGUGGCACGAAAAGGCCUAGGUGAUAUGGCAGUAUCCAGCUCUGUUGGAAGCAACAUCUUUGACAUCACAGUGGGCCUUCCCUUUCCAUGGCUCAUGUAUGCUGCAAUUAACAGCUUCGCCCCAGUGACUGUCAGCAGCAAUGGAUUGUUCUGUGCUAUUGUCCUCCUCUUCAUUAUGCUACUCUUUGUCAUCCUCUCCAUUGCGCUCUGCAAGUGGAGGAUGAAUAAAUUCUUGGGCUUCACCAUGUUUGGUCUCUAUUUCAUAUUCCUGAUCGUCAGUGUCCUUCUGGAGGACAAAGUAAUCUUGUGCCCCGUCUCCAUCUAGUAGGAAGUGCCGUUUCUCGAACAAAAGAAAUAUCUGCAAUGGACAGCGUCCCCUGAGAAUAAACAGUGGAUCCACAACCCUUACAAAAAUAAAUAAAUACAGAGGAUAAAAAGGGCUGGAUUUGAAGUGGAAAAAUUAUUCGGCUGAUGCAUUUGCUAUUGAACAAAACAGAUACAUGUAAGAGGUGAGAUCAGCUACCUUUAGUCUUCUUUGCAUGUCACUUGGAAGAUCUCACUGUUCACUGACAGAGGUCCUGUAUGUGUGCUAUAACAAUGCAAGUUAUUAUAUAUACUACACAUAUGCUAUGUUUCCCCGUAUCUCUCUUUCUCUAUAUUAAUAUAUGCCUACAUGUGGAAACAAAGAAUAAUAUAUACAUACAGGUAUAACCUUGCAAGGAGAACGCUAGUAUCCAUUUUGGGGAAACACAAACCUCUAGUUUGGGAUUUAUCUAGUUACCUGUUGAAUGUAUCAGUGGAAGAUGUUAGCCAACAGCAUCUGCGUGAGUAACAGAUAGAAAAGGACUUACGCAUCUCUUCAUUCAGAUGGACUCAUAUGCUGUGAGCUUGCACACGUUUUGGACAGCCACACUGCGGACCUUUAGAAGCCCUUGGCAAAGUGAACAUGAUGUUUCAAUAGAAUCCUGCUAAACCCUGCAGUGUCCAGACACUCUGGCCCUAGCACUGAUUGUGCAUGGUAGGCUGACUCAUGAUAGUCAAAGGUGAAACCCAAACUGGGGAUUUGAAACCCAAACUGGCCUCUUCUAGCACCAUCCCAGCAUGCGAGUAGAAAACACAACUGCGAAGUGAAUUCACUACUUUUCUAUAGUGCAGCACUACUGUAAAGAGUACCAAUGUCUUUCUGAUGCUAUCACCACUAUCAGCUUGCCUUUCCAUAUGAGAAAGAAGGCUGGAUUUGUUUGUGUGGAGUAUUUCAUAUAAAAUUUAGAUGCAGCUGCAUGAUGGGACGCUGCCUACUUGCCGAACUGAAUAUCCUUUUAUAGUCUAUUUUCCACCAUAAUUUGCCAUGAAUAAGUCCUUUACUGUUGCAUACUUUCUUAUCAGCUUUGGGGCAGAUCCUCAGCUUAUGUAAAUUGUCACAGCUCCAUAAUGAAGUUAUGAUAAUUUAUUCCAGCUGAGGAUCUGCCCCUGUAAGUCUGAGAACUUAGCACAGGGGAUCUAACAAUUGUAAUAUGGAGGGAUUGCCGUAUGAAACCGAGGCAGGAAUCUUCUAGAGUCGCUGAAGUGUUAGCAUGUCUUAAUUAUGGUGGUCUAAGGGGGCCCAUGAAAGAAGAGAGCCCAUUCCUGCUCAUAUUGAAGUCAUGAGAGGAGAAGUAGGUCCAAAACUAGAACAAAAAGGGCCCAGGAAAGAGAGAGAAAUCAGUGUUCCUACAGAGAAAGAUUUUACAUUUCCUAUAGUUGGAUGUAAAACGGGACACUUGAAAUCUGAGUAAAAAUUAUUUUAGGUAAUGCCUGUUUGUUUUUUCCAAGGUCUGUGUUUGGUUAGAGUUGAUGCAAUUUCAUUGUGUAUCUGUUUUCCAAAAGUGACCCAUUUCAGAGUUGUUUCUGGUUGAAAUCCCCCCCUGCCGUGGAAAUAUUAUGCCCAGGACUAUAAACGGCGGGUUCAGCACAUUUUGGUUUGUUGAGUGUUCUGAUGUUAUGGCCAGGCUUUUCUUUCUGUAUCCCAUGCGUUCAGCACUUUUGCCCCUCACUGUAUUCCUGGUAUGUAUGUUUAUAUCUCUACGUAACUAAAUCUGCGUAGAGCAUAAAAACGGAGAAAACAACAGUGGAUCAAACAGUAAGAAAUAUAUAUUUAUAACAAAAAUUAAAAAGUUUAUAUAAUUAAAGUUAAGCUAUUAAUGAACAAAAGUAAGAAAAUUAAGAGUUAUAGUUACUACAGAGUCUACUACUCACUUCUUGUGCCUAGGAUUUAAUACCUAGGUACAGAAUUGCAUACAAAGUCAGAUUCUGCUCUUAAUUAUACACCUGCCGUGCCCUUUGCAUUUUCAGUGGGGCUUGUGCCUGUGUAACGGUGAGCAGAAGUUUGCCCGGUGUAUUUCAUAUCACCUAUUGCUCUGAAAUCCCCUUAUCUGUGCUACAGUGUUACCUACAGUGGUACCACUGGCACCAUGCACUAGUUUUUAAACGGAGACAGCCCUAUGUACAAGCAGGUGUACAUACUUACAGUGACCUCAGCAGAAAGCCAUGGAAGUCCCUGUGAGGAAAAAACGCAGGGCCCAAAUUCUGAACUCAGUUAUCCCUCUAAAAUCCCACUGAUCUCAGAGGGUUUUCUCAGGUAUAAGUGAGGGUAGAAUUGGCCCCAACUCUUUUAUGUAUCCUGAGGGAACCACCAAAUCAUUUGUGAUAUCUUAGAUGACAAUACUAACAGAAGCUUUAUCUAACAAAAACAAAGGUUUCAAGUGGCCCCAGGGCUUCUUCCCGUCGAUGAGAGGAAUAAAAGGAGCUGGUGACCACAAAGAGUAUGUGCAGGACUUUGUGAGUGUGUUGCACCUUUAAGUGAGGCGUCUGUGUGUAUGUGUAAUCAUAUACAAUAUACUGAGCUGCACAAACUCACAAGAGGACACGCAUUUUGCUGAAGGUACAAUACAUAUCUGAAUAGUACCAGAAACAUCUAGCAAGGUGCAUUGUGAUGAAAAGUCUUUUCUGCAAUGCUAUGAAACAACUCACAAGACUGUACUUUAAAGCAGACACAUCAUGUUUCAAAUGAGAUUUAAAAUCUUCUUACACUGGACUAGGUGAGUCACUCCUUCAAGUGAUAUUCUUUCCCCGUUAGAAGAUGACAUUGACCUUGAAUUGUUGGUCCAGGUGGACAGACCCCAGGUUCAACGUCUCACAUUUCCUGAAAAGCCUAACAGUUUCCUGCAGCUGUUUUUCCCCAUUACCCAAAAGGUCUUGGUGCAGGCACAACACUGAAAGGAGAAAUUCAGGGAGGUAGGAAGGAGAGAGAAGAGAGAUCUGACAAAAAUUAAUACAUUUUUAAUUCAAAAGAAAGUUAGAAUUGACCAGUAUAAUUAAACAAACUAGUGAAACAUAUUUAUUCAGGCUGAUCUUCCAAGCAUGGCUUAUAUGCAGAUAAGGGGCUUUGCACAGCCACAUGAGGCAUAAAUUGGAUCAUGCAGUCAAAACUAGCAGAAAAACUCACAAGCAAGCAGUGGCUACAGAGGUACAUGUCAUGUGUUGUAAUGAUGGAUUUCUAUUUAAUAGGAAAUUAUCUUUCAGGCAUGGCACAGAAAUCAUUUUAUAAAGACAGGAAGUAUUUAAUGUUCAGGUAGUUCUAUACCAAGUGACCAACGGAGCUGGCUUACAAAGGCAUUUGGGGCUGUUUAGUUUAAAAAAAAAAUUCAAACACACCUGUUUGACAUUUAAAACAAUAAAACACACAAGACCAGAUUUUGAUCUCAGUUCAGUGCACUAAAGCUCUCAGUGUAGUUACUCCACAUUUAUACGAGUUCAACUACCAUCAGAAUCUGUUCCACGCACAGAAGGGGAAAAGCCACCAUUCCGAUUUACAUCUACGACAGGAGUUGCAGUAGGAGAGCUAUGACGUGCUCUGGAGAGUAAAGUCAUUAGCAGCUGAUUAUCGAACAGCACUGGGGCCUGGUAGAGAAAGAACAAUAAUUUUUUCAAGAUGGUAUUCAGUGAAAAUGUUUCAGACCAAUGGUCACAUAGACAAUUCUAAGGAGAGUUUUUGAGGAGGCCUAGUGACUGGCAUACUGUAACGGCAUUUGCAUGCUGUGUUAAAAUAUCUGACUCAUUCUUUCCCUUUCAAGGAAGUUGGUGGAGUUAGAUUGCCUCUGCCAACACAUUCAUCUUGGAAGGCAUUAAAAGUGAUUCCCUGCCCCUGCCCCAAGAACAAGAAAACUCGCAGGUUCUGCUGCCUUGUGUAUAUCAGGCAAAUCAUUAUUCAAAUGAUGGCAUAAUAGUGCUGUGGGUGGCAGCUCUGGUCCAGCGGUAAUAGGAGACAGCUCUGCUCUCUGGGUGUUUUCUGUGAAGUAAUCUAAUGUUUUAUGGAAGCUGGCUGUGAAAGCUGAUUAUAAUACUUAUCAAGACAGCCUUUUACAUAACUGGCUGAGUAAACUAUUUCAGGAGACUGUCUUCUUGAUGUUCUCUUCCAUUAUUAGUCAAUAGCUUUAUUGGUACAGGAAGGAAAGAAUUGGCAUUGGAAGGGAAACAUGUCUCUUCAUCACACAGAGAAAGAAUUUGAAAGUCUUGAAACUGGAGAGCUGACAGGACAUCAUAAAUUUGCUGUAACUCAAUUUAUUGAAAAUCCAUAAUAAGUCCAGGCUUCAGAUUCAUUUUUGUGAAAAAUGUAUGAUAUCUGAUAGGAAAUCUCAGUUUUACAACUGUAGCAAAUUUACUAGGAGCCAAAUUCUCAUAUCUUUACAUUAAGCUACACCUUAUUCUGUGACCAGUCCCAUUGAAAUCGAUGACUCUAUUCAAUGAGUAAGUUGUUAUUCGUGCAUAAGGGUUUCAGAAUCUGGCUGUAAUGUAGUAUGAUUAACAAUCAUACAAUCAGUAAGGUAAUUAAUCACUCCCAUAUACAUUUCUGAGUUUUUUACCCCAAACAGUAAACAUAGGUUCCUGCCGGCCUCAUACAGGUAAAACUCUAAAUGACUCCUAUGGGGAUUUGAACCUGCAUAGUAAUUGCAGGAUCAAGCCUACAGAGCCAAAAUUCUGUACUGACUUACACCCCAUUGGCUACCUCAUGGAGGCUGUCUGAGUAUAAAUUAACAUAUACGUUGGUGCUGUGGCCCAAAUUUUGUUCUCAUUUCUAGAAGUGUCAAUCCCAAAUAACUCCAGAUUUAUAUUAGUAUAAGUGAAAUCAGAGCCUGAUCCUAAAACGUGAAGUUGAAUAACCCAAAUGCAUUACUUUAGCACAACUCCAUUUGACAUUACUAGAAAUGGACACAAUUCUUGCGAGAAACCACCUAAGUUCCCAUAGAACUUAAAUGGUAUCAUGGGCCAGAUUACCAGAUAAUGCAAAUCUGCAUAGCUCCACUAACUUCAGUGGGACUACGCCAGUUUCUACCAUUUGAGGCUCUGGCCCCAUAUUUGCAAAAUUCUGCUUAGGUCCUACAAGUGUUUGCUAGUUACAGAAAAACACCAGUUGCGCAGACAACUGUGCUGGGAACUCUGGGGUGGGUAAUUUGGAUGCAUUGAACUGUGGUGCUUGGAGAUACUGCUGUGUCAACAUGCAAAAAUCUUUACAGGAACAAACAGUUCAGGCAACAUUAACUGUAACAUUUUACUGUGAGCCAGUUUAGUUUCCAAAUGCAGAGAGUCCUUCUGUGUCUGUGUGCCUGUCUGUAUUCUGCUUGUUUGGUCAAUUGAUCUCACUGUCUACAUGUUCCUAGAGCAUAGAAUUAAAAUACGCUGGUGACACAAGUUAUUCAGAUGCUUAUCAAGAGGUCAUGUAUAAUAUCGGUUAUGGUAAUGCACCUACCAUGUAGCGUGCAUCACAUACUCUGAAGAAUUUUGUGGUCACUAUACUAAUACAGUAUUACUGUUAUCACUAUACAUAAAGAUCUACCAGAAAAUAAGUUACAUAUGUGAUUACCCUGAAUUCUAUAAAGAUUUGAAGUCCCUAGAAAACUUUUUAAAUGGGAUAUUUUAUGCACCUAUCGUUUUUUCCACUAUAUCUUUCAAGGAAUAUGGGAAAUAUGGCUGCUUAACAGGGAUUCUGAAAAAUGGCAUCAUGUCAUUCCAUAUUUAUUGGGUCAUUGAUUCUAUAUCACGCUUAUUUUCUAACUGUCAGCCUUAAAACUCAGCCUAGGAUCCGAGAUUCAAGCUUAGUUCUUUCUUUCUCACAUGUCAUAACCUGUAAUAAAGUUUCUGCAGGCCAAAUUAGGCUUUCAGUGACAUUUAGGCAACCACAUUGCCUUCAGUAAUGUUACAUUACACAGGUUGGAUUGGAAUGUCGUAAACACUUGUUGAUGCACAGAAAGGAACAGAAGCCAACUCACUCAUUAAUAACUGUAUUGGCUGUGCAAAGCUAAUGGGAGUAGAAAAAAAAAUUUAAGUACCUUGGAGCUCUGACUUCAUGGAGUUCCAUUAAUAUGCUGUUUGAUAUUAGAAAUAAACAGGCUGGGACAAAUUUUGUUCCAUUACACCCAUACUGAAAUCACUGGGGUUUCAAAGGUGUAAAUGAGAGCAGAAUUGGACCUAAUGGAUGUAGCAAAAAAGAUAAAAUAUUUAUUUGACUGUCAUUAUUUUGGGUGACAUUGAUUUUAAGAAAUGCUGUUUAUCCAUAUAAACAUUGUGAAUUUUUUUUAUAAGGAAUUGGGAAAGACUGAGAUCAUCUUGUUGAGUAAACAAAUUAUGCAUGCUCCCUGAAAGAAGAGUUAGACCCCAAUGGUUUUAGAUACUGAGUCUGACUCUGCUGACCAGUUCAAUAUUGUCUGGUUUUGGCCUAAUAUUAUCUUGCUCUUAACUAGUCAGUUCAUUGAAGCUAAUGGAUUUGCAUGAGGGUAUGAAUCAGGACACACCAUGUCCGGGUGUGAAAUCCAGGUCCCACUGAAAUCAACAGAAAUUUUGCCAUGGACGUCUGUGAGGCCUGGAUUUUACCCCUGGAAUCUAUGUGGUUUUGACACACAGGCAAAAUAGGUGUAAUUGUAAAGGGAGUUGUGUACAUUUUAUUGAAGAGAAAAAUAGACAACGUAAAAUAUAUACAGGGACAGUUUAGAGCAUAUAAUCAACACUAAUUACAGAUAGAUGUAAUAGUUUAAACACUUGUAUUUUGGGAAGUUGUUUUCCUUCCCUUGUAAAUAAGAUUAAGCAAUUAAUAAAUUGAUAGUGAGUGUGUUUUUCUUGGACCAAUUGAUUCUGUUUCAUAUUUUUCUGUUUCCUGGGAAGUUUAAUAUGAAUGAGAUGGGUAGCUUGAGGUAUCGCAAAUGUAUAAAAUAAUUUGAAUAACUUUAGCCUAGAAGUUUUUUAUCCUAAUUUGAGCAUUUAAGGUUGAUUCAAGUUGUGCAUAGAUUUUGCACUGGCCUUCUGCACAGGAGUUAAUUUCACUCAUCAAAAUGAGCCUUCUUAAUUUGUUACCAUAAGUACAGAAAUGUCAGAGUAUCGGUCUUAAUCACUUCCUGUAUGAAUGAAAUCAAGAAGUAGCCGACCAAAACCUUCCAGACCAAAGUUAUACAAAUCAUUGUACCCAUACGACAUAAAUGCCAUAUAUAAGAUGGUCCCAUACUCCUUAUGUAGACAAAGCUCGUACUAGGCCUAUUGUGUGUUUUUAUUCAUAAUUUCAUGAAGACUAAAUAGCUCUAAACAAGAUGCCCUGCAGAAUAAGACGUUUAUAUAUAUAAAACCUCAUGUACAGUAGGUUUACCCACUCCUAACACAUAUAUGUGCGCACACACACACUAUGUAUAUGAGUUAGGAGUGGGUAACGCUACUGUACAUGAGUAUAGAUUUACAGCGAAUUCUCCCUAUCAUCAAACCAGAGUAACCCAAAUGAAAUGUGUAUGUAUGUUUAAAGAUAUUGCACUUUAUAGUAUUUUACGUUGCAUAAUAUUCUUAGUGUAAAGUAAGGCCAUUUAAGAAAAGACAGCUCAUUUUUGGAUUUCUGAAUAUGGGCAUUAAUUUUUAAAUAAAUAAUCUAUUAUGCGUCUCUGUUACAUAAUGUUUAAUAUAAAAUCUUGUUAAGUCAGUCAUCAUAUGUUAUCAAAAUGCUGACACUUUCUUACAAAUAUGAGACAAUCCUAUCUUCUGAUGAAAAAAAAGACAAAACAGGAAUCAAAUGUUAACGUGGUAAUUAACAUAAUGACCUCAGCUAGGUAGAAUAACACAUAUACGCUGUUCCAUCUUCUACCCUCAGUUACACAAGCACAACUUUACUAAAGACAAUGAGGUAAGAGAGAGCAGAAUUUGCCCAUAUUCUUAAUAUUUGCAGCAUGACUUUACAAAAUGAUAUGCAUUAUUUUGCAGCAAGGCAUUUAAUCCUGCAGCAAUGCUGCAGUCCUUGUACACCCAAACCUGGAUGUUUUGGGUUUGCAAAGAAUUCAGUCUCAGGCCUAAUAUGGCAAUUAAGUCACAUCACUACUCUAAUAUAUUCCCCAAAUGAAACCUCAGUAAAAUAAGCACCUUGUGUUUUAAGUUUACAGACACUAUGAUACUUCUAUCACAUAAUUCCUAGAGUAUCUUAAAUUCUCCAGGGUCAAACUAUCUGCUGCAUCGCAACAACUUUGAAAUUAUUGUCAAAAAUAAGCAUUGCAGAUGUUACUUUUUUGUUUUUGUUAUCUGGUCUCAGUUCCUCAUAAUGGGCGGCCUCCUGCAAUCCUGAAUCCAAUGAGGCUACUCACAGGAGUAAGAACUACUUAUGUUAGUAAGAAUUUGCAAGAUCAGGCCCAUAUGUUGUCACUUGAAAAAUUUAGUAGUAUGUUAUAAAUGACAACUAGAUGUUAUUUUUGUAAUAAAGUAUUUUUUUUUAAAUGCAGCAGUUUUCAAACUCUUCCUUCCUUUAUUUUUAACUUAAAGGAAAAAAAAUCUGGAGCCCUAGCCUUAUUUAUUUAUUUAUUUAUUUAUAUAAAAUAAUCUUUUGUCAUGGAAAACCGAUUCAUGUAGCCCCGAGAUAAUUACAAGCUUGUGAGUGUGUGUGUGGGUGUGUAUGUAUUGAUCCUUAUUCACUGAAUGAAACUGUACUAUAACUCUGCAUUGAUAUAUUCUCUGAAUACAAGUUUGUACAUAGUAUGAAAGCUAUAUUUAUUUAUACAUAGGCUCUUGGAAAUAAUCCCUUCCUGUCAAAUGUAUUACUUCUCUAUAACUACAGAACUUUUCACUGUGCUUGUGUAUUCUCUUUCACACUAAUGUAUCAUCCUUGUACUACUGAUAAUCAGCUCCUCAUAUAAGUCACUUUAUGUAACUAAGUCUUCUGAGUGUGAAAUAUAAAAAAAAGACUUAAACGGA